GGAGCUCUACAGCGGCUCCAUUGCAUCGACAGACCCUUUCGCGGCUCAAGUCAGCAAGAGUCAGCAUGUAUCUUCCGCCCGGCUCUGUGCGUCCGACUCUGCCGGCCAUCGGCAACAGCAAUACGGCACACCAUCGCAGCCUUUUCCGUCUCAAGAACGCCACAGGGCAGGCAUGCCACUUCAAUUCCCUUAUGUGGAGUAUCUUCAACCUCAAGGCGGUGCGGAAGAGGCUCACCAGGUGAAAGGGAGCUACUUAUUGCAGUGGGUGGGGGAGCUGAGCUGCAGGGGGCUGGAUUGUCUCAUCUGAUGAUGCCUCUCUUUUGUUCCUUGUGGGUCUUUCUUUGCAGAUCAGAUGGCACUGAAGCGUCGCCCACGCUCCAGAAGCUAAAAGAGGCCUUUCUCACCAUCGACAAAGCCCCCUCCCUUACCCCGGCCUGCCCUCCUCUUUUCGACCUGACUGGCCUGCUCGUCCAUCUCGAGAACGCCCUCGAGACGUCUGAGUACCACGUCGACGUCAGAAGCCAACAGGACACCGCCGAGACGUGCACCGCCCUCCUGCACCUCAUCGACAGUGAGGAGGCAGCGGCAGGCGUUGCAUCCAACCAGCGGUUCGACGCCCUCAUCGGCAGCUCAUUUGUGAGCCAACUGAUGUGCAGUCACUGCUGCGAUGACACGGGGAGGGAGGAGUCGCAGCGGAUGGUGUCGUUGGGGAUCAGUCACGCGAUGAAUGCCUUCAGAGAGUGGGGGCUGAUGGAGCUGGUCGAGGAGACCACUCUGAAACCUGAGCUGAUGGAGGCCGCAGCCGGAUGCCCCACUUGCGGCCGCCGGCGAUACAAACGGUAAGAAGAGACAGACAAAGGGAGACAAGGAAGGCGACGCAUGGAAAACCUCACUUUCUUCUUGGUUGAUGCGAUGCAGGCUGUAUUUUGACCUGCCGGGUGACGUGCUGCCUUUCGCCGUGAAGCGCAAUCAGAUCGUCUACAACAACAAUGGUGACAUCGAUCGGCAGUAUCCGAGCCCUCUCCCGAUACACCUCCCAAUGACACUCACGCUGCCCUCCACCAUCGGCCCCCUCACCUAUCGACUGUCGAGUGCCCAGCUCCAUCACCCAGAGCAAGACCGCGAAGGCAACGCGACGGCCGAAGCAGGCCACUAUACGACAAUCCUCAGGUGUCUUGAGGACGGGCCCGCCUCAGGAGACGGCGGGGGCAGCAGCAACAGCAGCAAUAGCGGCAGCGGCAGCAGCUACUGGGCACUGACAAACGAUGCGGCGCCACCCCGCAUCAUGACGCAGCAGGAGGCGACGGCGUUCCUGUCAUCGCAGGAGACGCAGAGUCGGGUGUGUGUGGCGUGGUAUGAGAGGGAUGAAACCGAGAGCGACGGCGCUUGUGCUGUCCCUCUCUCGAGGGGUGAGAGAGAGGGCGGGGAGAGGGGGGGCAACAGCAACAGCGGGGGGAACAGCAAGGGGAUGCCCCACGCCAGACACCAUUAUGGGGUGCCGUCAGCAAGCAGAAAGAAAGACAGAUGGAUGGAUGGAUGAAUGGUGGAUGGAUGUAUACCUGUCUGUCUGUCUCUUUGUGUGUCUGGCACGCUACGCACACAGGUGCCAUACACAUACACGGAUGAAGAGCUCUUUCCCGCCCUGCGGCCAUAUCCAGGCCUCCCGCGCGUCAUUUACCCGCCAUUUCCGCCGCCCCCCAACAACCCCAAGAAGCCAUCGCACAAGAAGGCCACACGCCCGCAGCUUGUCCGUCCAAUGACCACCGAGAAACCCAAGGUAGACUACAUGGCAUCACUCGGCAAGAGCCUGACGAAGCUGGUGAAAGCGAUGUUCCCGCCGAGGCAGCCCAACUUCAAGCUGCCUCCUCCAGAGGUCUUGUUCCCGCCCCCUCGGCCAUAUCCAGGCGGCCCCGUGGUGAUGGUGGGUGAGACGGUGCUGCCUCUCGUCGUCCCUGUGAGAGCUGGCGUCCUUCCCACAUACCACGUGAGCACCUUGUCUCCCGUCAUGGUCCGGUGAGGACGAGGGACGGUACGAGGGGGGGAGAUAGUGGUGGGUAGGCGUGUUAGUAUAGCUCUGACGGGGGGAAACAGUCUGUCUCAUAGGUUCCACCUUACCUUAGUGGGUUUAGGAGUGGCUGGCUGGCUGGCAGAGAGGAUUUCAGUCCUAGCUGCCUACCGUGCAUCUCUCUCUACAGACACAUCACAUCCAGCCACUGACGGUACAUGUGUGCAGGACAGGACCUGCUGCCGCCAUAGAUAUGGUAUGUCUCCGUUUGUUUGUGUGCCAUGGAUGCGAUGGAUGCGAUGGAUGCGAUGCAUGGCAGCGGGACCGGCCGCAUGUAUUACAUGGACAUCUGCCUGUACGUGUGUUGGAUGGGAUACAUGAG
Molecule: messenger RNA, 2387 nt
Organism: Vitrella brassicaformis
Lineage: Eukaryota; Vitrellaceae
Source: the annotation of a GenBank genome assembly